UUUCUUAAAUUUCCUUACCAUCAUUACUCUCUCAUCCGCUCCCAGUUUCACUGCUCCUUUCAGAAACCUAACACAUCUUCAAGUCUAGAAAUUAAUGAGCUAGGGAGCAAAGAAAAAAAAAAAAAAAAGUAGAAAGAAAUGGCUGGAUUGUUCUACCUAGGAGGUAGAGAUAGCAACAAACAAGAUCAUCAUCAUCAUCAUCAAGACAAGGAUCAUAAUGAAGACAGGAGCAACAAUUAUCUUCAUCUAUAUAAAGACGAGAUCUACAACAACAACAAGGGUUUUGAGAUUUGGCCACCCCAAUAUUUUCAACAACAACAACAACAACAAAACCACGUGACUCCUCCUACAAAUUUAUACUCUUUUGGUAUGAUCCCAAGUGGUAGCAGCCAUAACAAUAACCGGAGUAGUAACCGGAGUUUAUACUUCAACGUGGUCCCAGACCAUGAGCCGGUGAGAUCCUCUACGGGAAGGUUUACAGUAACAAGGCAAGGAAGCAUGAAUUGCCAAGACUGUGGGAAUCAAGCCAAGAAAGACUGUUCCCAUAUGAGAUGCCGUACUUGUUGUAAGAGCCGAGGGUUUGAUUGCCAAACCCACGUGAAGAGUACGUGGGUCCCGGCUGCUAAACGCCGUGAGAGACAGGCCCAGUUAGCUGCUUUGCCAGUUAAACGGGGUAGAGAAGCUAGCUCAGGCGGUGGGGAUGAUAGAGAGGACGAAGAAAAUGUAGGUCAAGGUGGUGGUGGUGGAUCUGCUCUUGCUUGCAUCCGUGAAGUUUAUGCUAGCUCUUCAGGGUUUGAGAGUAACCACUUGCCGCCAGAGAUAAGUUUACCGGCGGUAUUCCGGUGUAUGAGAGUCAGUUCAAUCGACGAUGAAGAUGAAGAGUAUGCAUAUCAAACUGCUGUGAGCAUCGGUGGACACAUGUUCAAAGGCAUUCUCUACGACCAAGGUCCAUCAGAUGAUCACCGUUACAGCUCAAGCCCUGCAGCCGUAGCCGCAGAAACCUCUCAAUACCAUCUUAACCUCUUGGCUUCAACCGCUGCAGCCGCUACUACAACCGCCGUGACCGCGAGUAAUAUUGGUAACGCAUCAGUUGACCCUUCUUCGCUUUACACUACGGUGGUGGCUCCGGUUAACUCUUUUAUCACCUCCGCUACACCCUUCUUUGCAUCUCCUAGGUCUUGAUAUUGUAAUGUUAAAUCUUUAAAAUAUUUGUGAUUACUCUUAUAAUUAUCAGACAACAACGAGUACGAAAUUUUAUUAUUUCGAGGGUUUUUGUGGUUGUCGGACAAUAUGGUAACUUUCGUACCUAGCUAGGGUUUGUGAGAGUACUGAUUAACAUGCACU
Messenger RNA from Eruca vesicaria subsp. sativa (arugula), 1344 nucleotides. The record is from the annotation of a GenBank genome assembly. NCBI's taxonomy places the organism in Eukaryota, Viridiplantae, Streptophyta, Magnoliopsida, Brassicales, Brassicaceae.